Messenger RNA from Trichoderma atroviride IMI 206040, 1656 nucleotides. RefSeq lists its product as uncharacterized. The record is from RefSeq and is a predicted model, not a curated record. Gene Ontology annotation, cellular component: Set1C/COMPASS complex. Gene Ontology annotation, molecular function: transcription cis-regulatory region binding; protein binding. NCBI's taxonomy places the organism in Eukaryota, Fungi, Ascomycota, Sordariomycetes, Hypocreales, Hypocreaceae.
AUGGCUUCAGACGUCGGGAGCCCCAAGCGAGAGCUCACCCCCACCGCGUCCCUCUCGUCCAUCCCUCAGAAGCGCGCCUUUGACGAGGGCCACAGUCCCGCCGUGCCGUCACCGCUCAAUCCAGACGUCAAGCCCUCGUCCGAAGCUCAGCAUGCCGACGAUGCGUCACAAUCGGGGCGCUCCAAGCCGGUCAGGGCAAAGAAGGACACCCUCAAGAAGCGCGAGGCCAAAGGCGGCGAUAGCAAUCCCGCCACUCCAGAUCCCAAGGCUGGCCGCGAGCCCGAGCCGAGCGAAAACAGGCCUCUUCGGUAUAAGCUAGCGCCGCCAAAGUUGUCGGAUUUCGAUCCUGCUCGCGGGCCUGUAAUGACUCUGCAUCAUCGGGUCGAUGGGCCUGACGGACAGGCAAUUGAAUUCAUGGAAACGUCUGAUCAUGUCUUCAAUAAGAAAAACUUUCGCUACACCCCGUGCAUUGCCGACCCUCUAUUUCCUGCAACACUAUACUAUCGACAAACCGAACCAGAGCCAUUCGGGCCGAGGAUGAGCUUCGAGGAUGCCGCAACACACGUCUUUUUCGAUAAUUCUGGCCGACAGGUGACUACUGAUAAAGGCUUUCGAAUGGCGAGGGCCAAUGUAGCCGUGCGCGAAGGGAGAUGGUAUUGGGAGUGCAGAGUUACACAGGGCAUACAACAGCCAAAGGACGGCGACGCAAAGCCCGUUGGCGGCCGACACGUGCGCAUGGGCUGGGCUAGACGAGAAGCAUCGCUCGAUGCCCCUGUUGGCUUCGAUGCUUACAGCUAUGGUAUUCGAGAUGUAGCUGGCGAAAAGGUCUUCAUGUCUCGGCCGAAAGAAUUCUUUCCUCCCGGCGAGGGCAUACGGGAAGGCGAUGUCAUUGGCCUCGAGAUUCAGCUGCCCUCGGAGCAUUUGCAUAGGAAAAUCAUGGCUGGGCACUAUAACCCUGCUGUGGAUGCUGCCGAUGAAUCACCGCCGCCAACCGCAGAAGCCGCCAACAUUGUACGAGACCGAGUGCCAAUCCGAUUCAAGGCGCAUACGUAUUUCGAGAAGAUCGAAUAUCAUACCACCAAAGAGCUAGAAGACCUCAUGAAUCCUUCGCCAGCAGUAUCAACAAGCUCUUCCACAGACGCUCCAAGCCCGACGCACCCUUUGCCUGCCCUGCGCACCCUCCCCGAGUCCUACAUCAGAGUCUACAAAAACGGCGUACUAAUGGGAACACCGUUUGAGAAUCUAUUAGGGUUCCUCCCUCCCGCGUCAAAACCAAUGCCCCAAGUCGGCGCCCGGGAAGGCCUCGACGACGGCAUGCUGGGGUACUAUCCCGCCGUGAGCGUUUUCAGGGGUGGCGCCGUGGAACUCAACUUUGGACCAGAUUUCUGGUACCCGCCAGCGGAUUACGAUUCUACCAAUGGCGAAGUGGACAUGAUCCAGCCCGAUGGGCUGAACAAAAACUCUUUGCAUGCCGUCGUCGAGCGUUACCAGGAGCAGAUUGCGGAAGACGUUGUGUACGACAUCAUUGACGAAGUGGACUUUUGGAUGGAGGACGGCGGUGGUGCUACGAAUCAGACGGGCGCCGACGAGAAGAGCAAGGACGUAGUCAUGGCGCCUGGCAGGGAAGAGAUUAAGGAACUGGUGCAAGAUGACUGA